Molecule: messenger RNA, 1950 nt
Organism: Aspergillus oryzae RIB40
Lineage: Eukaryota; Fungi; Ascomycota; Eurotiomycetes; Eurotiales; Aspergillaceae
Exons: 1
Coding region: 1-1950 (649 amino acids)
Source: RefSeq, a predicted model, not a curated record
AUGAAGUACUCCAUUCCAGCCACGCCCUCCGGGACCACUCAUGCCCACGUCGCCAUUGUCGGCAUGGGACCGCGCGGAACCAGCGCGCUGGAACGUCUCUGUGCUUCUGCAACCGACUUUCUCGCGCCUGGUGCGCGACUAACGGUUCACGUCGUCGACCCUUCGCCCCCAGGAGCAGGCCGUGUCUGGCGCACCGCCCAGUCAUCGGAGUUACUGAUGAACACGGUGACUUCCCAAGUUACCUUGUACACUGACAAGAGUGUGGUUUGCUCGGGACCGAUACGCGAGGGACCAAGUUUGUAUGAAUGGGCAACCGAUGCUAAACUUGGACUGGGUCCCGACGAAUACCCAACCCGCGCACAGUACGGCCAUUACCUAGAAUGGGUCUUCCGCGAGGUAGUUCGCAACGCUCCCACCGGGGUUGAGAUUGAGGUCCACGCUGCCCGCGCAGUUAGCCUCGACGAUGCGCCGGAUGGCCGCCAAACCCUCACCCUGUCUACCGGCCGCACCUUAUCCGGUUUGUCUGCUGUGGUUCUCGCUCAGGGCCAUCUACCGCUAGUCGCAGAUGCACAGCUACAGCAGCUGACUGCAUAUGCUGACCAGAAUGGCCUGCGUCACAUCACGCCCUCCAAUCCGGCAGAUGUUGACCUAUCCUCUCUCAAACCUGGCGAGCCAGUCUUCUUGCGUGGUCUCGGUCUCAAUUUCUUCGACUACAUGGCUUUGCUGACUACAGGUCGUGGUGGUCGGUUUAGCCGUACGCCCAACGGAUUACGCUACCACCCCUCUGGAAGGGAGCCUCGUAUGUAUGCUGGCUCACGUCGCGGGAUUCCGUACCAAGCACGCGGUGACAAUGCAAAGGGUGCAUACGGCCGUCACAUGCCACUGAUUUUUACUGAGGAGGUGAUUGAUGGUUUUCGCCAGCGCGCCGACUCUGGCAACGCGCCGAACUUCCUGAAGGAAAUUUGGCCGCUUGUCUCGAAGGAGGUGGAAACUGUCUACUACGAAGCCCUGUUGAGACAACAUGGAUUCGAGCUCGGCGACUUCAGGGAUCGCUUCCUCGCCACUGCACACAAGAGCCUCGAAGAAGCCCAGGUGCUCACUGACUUCGGCAUUACUGAAGAGAACCGCUGGUCCUGGGACCGCAUUUCCCGACCAUACGGUGAACGUACCUUCACAGCCGGUGCCUGGAGGGACUGGAUGCUGGAGUAUCUACGGGAGGAUGCUAAAGAGGCCUCCCUUGGUAACGUCAACGGACCGUUGAAGGCAGCCCUGGAUGUGAUGCGCGAUCUGCGCAACGAGUUGCGACUCAUUGUGGACCAUGCGGGACUGUCUGGUCUUUCACACCGGGACCACUUGGACCGUUGGUACACACCACUGAACGCCUUCCUGUCCAUCGGACCCCCUCGUCAGCGUAUUGAGCAAAUGAUCGCUCUGAUCGAGGCCGGAAUUCUUGAUGUUCUCGGCCCACGGCCACAGGCCCGUGCUGAGGACGGAGCCUGGACUGUGUACUCCCCCGAAGUACCCGGACUUAAGGUCCGUGUCACCACUCUCAUUGAGGCGCGCCUGCCGGAGCCAAGUCUUAGACAUACUGCCGACGAGCUUCUUUCACAUCUGCUUAAGACGGGUCAGUGCCGCCCUCACACGGUUGACGGCUACGAGACUGGAGGUCUUGAUAUCACGCUCAGCCCGUACCGUAUUAUCGACUCCCAAGGUCGUGCACAUGAGAGACGAUUCGCCGUUGGUGUCCCCACUGAAGGUGUCCACUGGGUUACUGCAGCAGGAGCAAGACCAGGUGUGAACUCAGUUACUCUAUCUGACACUGAUGCUGUGGCUCGAGCUGCUCUGUCUGCCGCGGUCAGUGGAAAUACCGCCGUGGAGCGCCAGACUGAAGUCAAGGCGUGGCCGAACGUAGAAGUUUCGGAGGUUACUGUUCUGGAGGUUGGAGUUUGA